This is a messenger RNA of Penicillium riverlandense, 840 nucleotides long. RefSeq lists its product as uncharacterized. Bases 1 to 840 code for a protein of 279 amino acids. Lineage: Eukaryota; Fungi; Ascomycota; Eurotiomycetes; Eurotiales; Aspergillaceae. The record is from RefSeq and is a predicted model, not a curated record. The transcript is spliced from 2 exons.
AUGUCGUCCAGCAUCCCCGGUUACGCCGUGCGCCGCAAUAACACUUGCGGCGCCGGUGAGCAAUCCUGCGCCAACACAUGGGGCAGCAUGCACUCCUGCUGCCCAGACGGUUCCUUCUGCUUUGAUUCCAACACCGGCAUCGCCAACAUGAUCUGCUGCCCCAGUGGUCUCAACUGCACCAGUGUUCUGCAGAGCAAUCCAUCCUGUGCCCAACCUAUUUGGGAUCUCUAUAGUUAUGACGGCUUGUUUUGUUGCGAGCAGGAGAACUACGGAUUUUACGUCGAGAAUACCGUCUGGGUCGGCUGCGCCAGUCAAAGUUAUGCCGGCACUGACGAUCAGUUGUUAAGCAUUGUCCAGAGUGGAACAUCAACGACCACUACAACAUCGACAACCACUGCAAUAUCAACAACGUCAUCGACAACGACAUCGGCAUCCGUCGCCACUGACCAGCCGUCCCAUGCCAAAGCCGCGGUCACCGGGAGUGUCGCUUCAGAUAAUUCGUCGCAUACCCCAACCGGGGCCAUCGCAGGGGGUGUGGUCGGGGGAGUGCUCGGUAUCGCUCUGAUGGUCGCCCUCAUCUUCUUUCUCGCCCGACGGCGUUCCAAACGGCCCCAGAAAGAACUGCCAUCGCAAGUGCGGGAGCUUCCCACGCCGUUUUCGAACAAUACUGAGCUACCUGCGACGCCAUCUGGUGGACAAGGCAACUUGUACUCGAGCGAAAAGGGACCUGGCAGUCUGCCGCCGAUACCAUCCAACGCCAGUAGCCGUCCUGGCUUCGCGCCAUCCACCGCCAGCAGUCAUCCCCGCUUCGAACGUCACGAGCUACCGGCGAACUACUGA